Molecule: messenger RNA, 2888 nt
Organism: Manis pentadactyla (Chinese pangolin)
Lineage: Eukaryota; Metazoa; Chordata; Mammalia; Pholidota; Manidae
Gene: SLC39A8
Product: solute carrier family 39 member 8
Exons: 8
Coding region: 89-1474 (461 amino acids)
Biological process (GO): intracellular zinc ion homeostasis; zinc ion import across plasma membrane
Cellular component (GO): membrane
Molecular function (GO): zinc ion transmembrane transporter activity
Source: RefSeq, a predicted model, not a curated record
GACAGGCGCGCACGCCUGACCCGUGCGCCCAGAGCUUGCCUGUGCGCCCCAGCCCGCGUCCGGCCCUCGAGGGGCAGCGCCGACCAGGAUGGCCCCCAGCUGGGCGGUGGCCGCGCUUCUGCUGCUGGCGGCCGCCGGCCACGGAGAGGCGGCGGCGGGUCCCGUGCUCGCCUUCGGGGAGGAUGUGCUGAGCCUGUUCGGCACGAAUCGGAGCCUGUCGGCGGCGCAGCUCGGGCGUCUGCUGGAGCGGCUGGGAGCCGCCCCCGUGGAGGGCGCCCCGGAGCCCGGGCAGUUACACUUCAACCAGUGUUUAUCUGCUGAAGAGAUCUUUUCCCUUCAUGGCUUUUCAAAUGCUACCCAGAUAACCAGCUCAAACUUCUCUGUCAUCUGUCCAGCAGUCUUACAGCAACUGAACUUUCACCCCUGUGAUGAUCGGCCCAAACACAAAACAAAACCAAGUCUUUCAGAAGUUUGGGGAUAUGGAUUCCUGUCAGUGACAAUUAUUAAUCUGGCAUCUCUCCUUGGACUCAUUUUGACUCCAUUGAUAAAGAAAUCUUACUUCCCUAAGAUUUUGACCUAUUUUGUAGGGCUGGCUAUUGGGACUCUAUUUUCAAAUGCAAUUUUCCAACUUAUUCCAGAGGCAUUUGGAUUCAAUCCCAAAAUUGACAACUAUGUUGAGAAAGCAGUUGCUGUGUUUGGUGGAUUUUACGUACUUUUCUUUUUUGAAAGAGUACUUAAGAUGUUAUUAAAGACGUAUGGCCAGAAUGAUCACACCCACUUUGCAAAUGAUGACUUUGGUCCUCCUCAGCAAAAAACUCAUCAACCUAAAACUUUACCUGCAAUCAAUGGUGUGACAUGCUAUGCAAAUCCAGCUGUUACAGAGCCUAAUGGACAUAUCCACUUUGAUAAUGUCAGUGUGGUGUCUCUACAGGAUGGAAAAAAGGAGCCGAGUUCAUGUACCUGUUUGAAGGGGCCCAAACUGGCAGAAAUAGGAACAAUUGCCUGGAUGAUAACCCUCAGUGAUGCCCUCCACAAUUUCAUCGAUGGCCUGGCAAUCGGGGCCUCCUGCACCUUGUCUCUUCUUCAGGGACUCAGCACUUCCAUAGCCAUCCUGUGUGAGGAGUUUCCUCAUGAGUUGGGGGACUUUGUGAUCCUCCUCAAUGCCGGAAUGAGCACUCGACAAGCCCUGUUGUUCAAUUUCCUCUCUGCGUGUUCCUGUUAUGUCGGGAUGGCUUUUGGCAUUUUGGUGGGCAACAAUUUUGCUCCAAAUAUUAUAUUUGCCCUUGCUGGAGGCAUGUUUCUCUAUAUUUCUCUGGCAGAUAUGUUUCCAGAGAUGAACGAUAUGCUGAGAGAGAAGGUAACUGGAAGAAAAACCGAUUUCACCUUCUUCAUGAUUCAGAAUGCUGGAAUGUUAACGGGAUUCACAGCCAUUCUGCUCAUUACUUUGUAUGCAGGAGAAAUUGAAUUGGAAUAAUAGGAAAUGAAAGGUGGCGUUGCUAAUGAAGGCAAGCGAAUAAAAACAUCUCCAAAGGGAUUUUUAAGUUGAUCCUGUUUAGUGGAAAGAUAAUUUUUUUUUUGAACUGUAGGUCAAGAAAACUGAUUAUUGGUUUCAGAUCUGUGGAAUAAGCCAUUGUUUGUUGUUUAAAAUGCUUCAAAAGUUUUUCAAUUCCAGUCUGAAAAGCCUGGUAUAUGAGAUCUUUGGUAAAUACCCACUCUUCCAUGUUUCAUGCAUACUAGAAAAUCACUGCAAAGAAAGAAAUGUUUAUUCUAUAAUCAUGUGGACACCAAGACCCAGAAAAGAAUACAGGCUAGGUUAUAUAAGCCUUUAAAACGCUAUGGUAGGUUCAAAAGGCCAAGUGGUCUCACACUGGUUUUCUUUCAAUUAAUUUGUACUCUUGCUUUCACGAGCAAGUACAUCAAAAUGUAUUUUGUAUUUCUAUACCAGAGAAAUGGAAUCAAAACAUAUAUAACACAGAUAUAAAUGAUUCCAAGGCCUUAAUGAACCCAGGAAAGAAAGACUGCUCACAGCUUUUGUUCUGUUUUGUAUUUGUUAGGGACUUGUACGAUUGUUUUGAAAACCAGCCUAAGAUAAUAUGAAUGAUUUAUGAGGUCAGUAAAUGUUUGUUAGCCCCACUAAGCUCAUACUUUGACUGAUACUUUAUCUCUAAGUAUAAACUCUGCCAGAUUCCAUAAAAAGCCAGGAUUGCUUCUGUAAAAUGACUUCUGUUGUGGUUGUACCAGGACAAAUGGCUGAAGAGUAUGUAAAGCUGACAACUCAGUUUCAUGAUACAAUGCAUUUGCUCCGUGAAGGCAAAGAAUGUGUUGGUUUGUAGAAAGCAGUUGAAUGUAAUGUUAAGCAAUUAUCUUUUAAAGAUGGACAGAGUUAUUUAGGAGGGGAUAUUUUAAAUAAAUGCCAAAUAAUAGCUGGACUGCUGUCGGUCAAGGACUGAUGAACUAGAAAGCAUAGAUUCCUUAUGGGUGAUUGAGAGUCAUUCAGGAAAGACCUCUUUUGUGUUCGGUCUGCAUUUUCCCUAUAUGGCUUUCCUUGGAAGAAAAAUUCUGCACACUGUGGUUAUUUUUCUACCUUUCAUAAAAGAUAGAAUCUGUUUUCUCAUUUAGCAGAUAUAGAAAGUUGUCUAUAAUUGAACAUCCUGACCCCAAUUCACACUCCCAAGUCACUUAAGGAAAGAUGAUGGGACAGUGAGGAAAAUGAUUGAUAAAAGCCAAUAAUGAUCUCAGGAAUUGUAUUUUCCCAUGGACCAUAAAGUGGUGUCACAUAGCAAUAAUGCAGAUUUUAUGAAUAUUUAACAUUUUAUGUACAUUUCACUUUAUGACUGACAACUUAAAAAUUAUUGUUUGACCUACUAGUAAAAACCUUUGAAACCAUG